This is a messenger RNA of Suillus fuscotomentosus, 1953 nucleotides long. RefSeq lists its product as uncharacterized. Lineage: Eukaryota; Fungi; Basidiomycota; Agaricomycetes; Boletales; Suillaceae. Bases 1 to 1953 code for a protein of 650 amino acids. The record is from RefSeq and is a predicted model, not a curated record. The transcript has 9 exons.
AUGCGUCCUGCAACCUUGUACAAAGGGUAUCAAGCAAAGCUUGUUGCUCGUGAGACUGCACGCCAGCGCAUGUUGGUGACCGCAUGGGAAAUCGAGGAAACCGAGCGCUUCCUUGAGUUCCUGGAUGUUCUGCAUGUCGACAACGAAGAACGGCUCGGAUUCGCUCAAGAAGACUUAAACAUCUUUAGGAAGCUAUUUUCUGAGCGUGACCGUUCUGAUGUCAAUGACGACAGAGAUUACCUUCAAGCUGUCUACGAGGAUGAAAUGGAGAUUCUUCGCGUUGUCUCGCUACAAGCUGAGCAGUUCUCAAAGAUCUUAGGUGCACGUGUCAAGAAGGAUUUCUUGCAACCUGGAGCCAAAGGAUCGGGAUCACCAUCGCCUGAGCCUGGGGUUUCGAUUAGAGAUAAUCUGGUAUCCGCAGAUCAGGAAGAUAACUCACAGGUUUCGGUCAAUUCGGCAGCACAGUCCGCACACCCUUCCCUCGCUUCUCGUAGAAUUCAAAUUGGACUGCUCUCUGCGCCCAUGCAUCCUCAACUCCCUCUACUUUAUGGCCAGCAAACGUGCACCGCCCCGCAAAGGACUCCGCGCACCAUCAGCACACGUCCGCUCCCCACCAGCCAUGAAGACUUCGCCCAGCAUCAGCAAGAAGAUCUCGCACAUCAUCAUCAGGAUUUCGCCCAGCAUCAGCAUCAGUCCGCUCCCUACCAGCGCGAGCCAGCUUACCAGCAUGAAGAUCUCGCGCACUAUCAGCAUCAGGACUUUGCGCCUCCUCAGCAGGACUUUGCGCCUCCUCAGCAGGACUUUGCGCCUCCUCAGCAGGACUUUGCGCCUCCUCAGCAGGACUUUGCGCCUCCUCAGCAGGACUUUGCGCCUCCUCAGCAGGACUUUGCGUAUCCUCAGCAGGACUUCGCGUAUCCUCAGCAGGACUUCGCGUAUCCUCAGCAGGACUUCGCGUAUCCUCAGCAGGACUUCACGUAUCCUCAGCAGGACUUCGCGUCUGGCGCUGGAUCCUCGACCGGAUAUGUUGCUCCGUCAUUAGCGCCCAGUUGGGUCGGCGAUGAUGAGGAAUUUCAGACUCAUUCAGUCCUGCCACCGGAUCUCCACCACUUACGGCCAAUGUCGACGGGAGAGAUCCCCAACUCCCAUGUGAUACAUACUACAGGGCCUGCAAGGACAUCGAAAGCACGUCGUUGUGCAACUCGAUGUCUGCCCCCCACACCACGCCUUGUCAUUCCUGUUGUGACGCCCACAACGAUGACGGGGACUGUUGCACCUCCGGAAUCCAUCGAAGGUUCCGCCGUUGACAUUAGUCCCGAGACGUGCAAACAAGCGAUCUCGGCCUCAAGGGAACGCGUAUUAUCCAUCGUCUUUUCCGACGACGCACUGGUAUCUCUCGCGGCUGACAAAAAGCGCAUCGUCAAAAAGGUCAUUUCCGAAGUAAGAUCUAGAAUACCAGCCCUUCUCGUUGCAACACAAUGGACGGCUAACGAAAAGGACGUCGCGAACGUUUGGUGCGCAGUGACGAAAUUUCGCACUGCAUUCGCAACGAUCAUCCGACAAGCUGUCGUGAUGGGAUAUUCCCUCUUCCCACCACAGGGCUGUACUAUCCCCCCAGAUACUUUUCGUGUCGAUCGGAUACGCUGCCUCGUCGUAGAUAACGACUUAGCGUUCAUGCAUCAAUACACUUUUGCAAACAUUUUUUUAAUCUAUUUCGACAGGACAGCCGGCGCCAUUACAGAGUCUGCAUUGAUGGAGCAGGGCUUGAUACAACUUACAAAGGGUAGGAUUACCCCCCAGAUGACGCAUUCGACAUUCACAAAGAUUGUUCUGGGCCUGGAUCAGCUAAGUGACGCUGAAAAGGUUAUUUUAGACGACUUCACAGACAGCAUCGUCGUUUGCGGGCGCUCGCAACAGCAAGCCAACGACGAACUAUCUGAUUUUGAUUUUGAAUAG